Messenger RNA from Lotus japonicus, 1976 nucleotides. RefSeq lists its product as uncharacterized. Gene Ontology annotation, molecular function: DNA binding. Gene Ontology annotation, biological process: DNA recombination; DNA repair; DNA replication. Gene Ontology annotation, cellular component: nucleus. Bases 1 to 1320 code for a protein of 439 amino acids. The record is from RefSeq and is a predicted model, not a curated record. The transcript is spliced from 10 exons. NCBI's taxonomy places the organism in Eukaryota, Viridiplantae, Streptophyta, Magnoliopsida, Fabales, Fabaceae.
AUGACGAUUGACGCAGUUCCAAUGUCUCAUACUGCUGGCAUUAACAGUCCAUUGAAAUCUCUUUGUGGUGGAAGGGAUACAUGGAGGAUUAAAGUAAGGGUUAUUCGUGUAUGGGAGAUGUCUCCAGUUUCUCAACCAUCAAAACCAUAUGCUAUGAAUUUGGUCUUGGUUGAUUCUGAUGGUAUGAGGAUUGAAGCGGUCAUACGUAAAGGCAUGAUCCAGAAAUUCAAGAGGCUGAUUGUUGAGGGCCAAGUUUACAAAAUAGUAUACUUCAAUGUUGUUGAAAAUGAUGGAGCUUAUCGUGCAUCCCCACAUGAGUUCAAGAUUGUGUUUAAUGGUAGGACAAAGGUGGAACGUGACCAAUCUGAUAUCAUACCAUUGAACUCUUUCUACUUCAAGAACUCUGAAGAAAUCUCUGCUACCCUUGGUGAAUCAGAUGUUUUGGUUGAUAUGAUUGGGUUGGUUACUGCUAUAUCUACUGAAAAGCAAUAUGUGAAGGGUGGUAAUGUUAAUAAGAUUAUUGUGUUGGAGCUCACUGAUGAUAGGGGGAAAGUCCAUUGUUCAUUCUUUGGGCGAUAUGUGGAUAUUGUUAGGCAGUUUGCAGCUGUUGGAGGUCAUGGUAUGCCUGUAGCAAUUAUUCAGUUUGCUAAGGUCCGUUUAAGGUUUAAAAUUCAAAUGGUUUAUGUGGCAGUGCCUACUUUUAUAAUUUGGCAAGCAUUUUUGAGAUGUUCUUAUGUUGUGUGUUUUGGUGCAGGAGAUGUUGUUCUACAAAAUGUUAUGAAUGCUACCAAACUUAUGUGGAAUCCUGAUGUGCCUGAGGCUAAUUCAUUUCGUGAUGGGUUGGCAUUGCAUGAUAUUGAUGUUGACCUUCCUAUUGGACAAAUUGAUGAUGGGUUUCGUCGGCUUCCAACUGAUCAAGACUCUGUUUCUCUCUUCCCUAGGAAGAGUAUUGGUGAACUGCACAGUACUGGAGAGGAAGGUAGGUUCACAGUGAUGGCAGAGAUUGUUGGCUUAACUGAUGGAGAGAAGUGGUGGUAUACUUCUUGCCAUUGCCAUAGGUCUGUUACAGCUGAGGAUGGACUAUAUUUUUGCUCUGCUUGCUGUGUCCAUGUAUUUGAAGUUACCCCAAGAUUCAGGGUGAAAUUUGAGGUUUCUGAUGGUGAAGACCUUGCUACAUUUGUGUUGUUUGAUGCUGAUUGUCAAAAUCUGAUUAACAAGACUUGCAAAGAAUUAGUUGUUAGCUCCAAGGCCAGUAAAGCUAUUAUUUUUUUGAUUUUCUACCAUUUAAGUAUACCCAAAAUUACUUUAGCCAAGGACUAAGGCUAUCAAUUCUGAUUUGCAGGGUGUUAUGGGAGAUGGGGAAUAUCCUGCUGAAAUUUAUGGUCUGAUAGGUACAAAGCUGAUUUUCAUUGUUGAAAAGUUAGCUGACCAUGGUUCAAAGUAUGAUCAUUCUUACAAGGUGAAGAGUAUAUGUGCUGAUGAGACUUUAGUGGAAGCUUUUAAUGACAAUGAGAAUGUUCAAACUGCAAACAAUGUUCAAUCAAGUGAUGUUGAAGGAUCAAACUUAACUCCUGAAAAUUCUGACACUAUAACACAGCUUGGCCCCAAUGUUAUUUCUUUGGAUGACAUCUUACCUGGUGAUGGGUCUGCUGUAUAUUCAUCAGUUGGAAGUGGUAGUGGAUUGGAAGCAAGUUCUAGCAAGCCUUCCAAAAAAAUGCGUCUGAGGGGAACGAAAGUGGAAAAGCUGUGAAUGUGAAGUUUAGUUAGUUGCCUUGGUUUUAAUUGGAGCUUCUCAGACUUUUGGCUAAUCAUUUGUGCAUUGUUGGGUUAUUGUGGUGAACCCACCACAUGCACUUUGACUGUGAUCUGAGAAGUAUUUGGAUGUUUUCCAACUUUAGGGCAACAAUAAGUAGUAUUUAUAUUUUGAUGUUAUGUAGUAUGUUGUUGUUAAUUUCCAAUUUCCAAGUCUCUUUAUG